UGUAAAAUUCGAGGCACUGCCCCAUUCUCUUCUCGACAUUGCAUCGUGUGACCAUUUCUUAUCAGAUCGAUUGAUAAACCUCGGAUCUGCCCCCCUUGCCUCGGAGACAAGCCCAAUUAGGCCAACCAGAACAUCCAAGAGCCUAGAGUACCCCAGUGGUUGGUCGGUGGCGCAAGCGUGCCCUUAAGUACUACAUUUCCUUCAUCUUUACCCCCGAUAUUUCCUUGAGACGCCAUGUCGGAGCCGAGCUCCGGCGACGAGAACGAGUCGUCCCACCUCGCUGCCGAGGUCAACGAGAACGGGGAUCAGCCGCCGCCGAGGAAGAGGCAGAGGGUCAGGCUCUCGUGUCUCGAAUGCCGACGGAGGAAGUUGUCGUGCGACCGAGAAUUUCCCUGUUCGCGCUGCCUCCAAUCCGGAACCCCGGAGAAGUGCGAGUAUGAGACUCGCCCCGGUCUAGCCCCCCCCAACAAACUCGGCCUCUCUCAGAGCCCUCUUGCCAGCUUCGACACCCGGCUGUCCUUACCCCAUGGCGGCCGAGAGUCCUCGCCUUACCGGAAGGAUUCCUUUCGCGACCAUGACAGGAUCCGUAAGCUCGAGCUUGAAGUCGCCCAGCUGAAGGGCCUUCUUGCCAAGCAAGUCUCUGUGGACGGAAGCACUGUGGUCGAGCAGUCUCCCACUACUCAACAGGCCGAGGACAAGUCCGAGGCUGAGGCGAAACUGCCUUCCUUCCUCCAGAGUCAGUUCGAUGUAGGCGGCUUCGAAAAAGAAGAGCUGCGAUUCUUUCGCGGCAAAGAAUUCAAGACUCGAUAUUUCGGGCCCCACAAUGCCUGUCUGGCGUUCUCAGAGCUUACCGGCCUCUGUCCCUUCAUGAAAGAGACUGCUGAGGAGUGGCUUCAGCCGCUCCACAUCCACAGCAACAAGAAGGACAGGAAGAAGAACAAGGAAGAACGGGAGAAGAAGUUUCAUCUACCAGAUCUGGAAUUAGAGGCCCUGUUGCCGUCCAAGGAAGAAACCGACACCCUUGUCUCGGUCUAUCUGGACCAAUUUGAACAGGUCCAUCGUAUCGUCCAUGUCCCGAGUUUUCGAAGAGAGUAUUCGAAGUUCUGGGAGCCGGGACAUACACGGACUGCGGCCUUCACCGUCCUUGUCUUGUCUAUUCUGUCCAUAGCCAGCUGCCAGCGGGAUCAUGGAACCGCCAAGUUCGAGAAGAUGGUAUCUAAUUUCCACAAUUGCGCCUUGAAAUGGAUCAAGGCGUGCGACCAGUGGCAAGAGCGUCAGAGCCAGAAACACAGGCGACUGAUUCACUACCAGAUCGCCUGCCUCCUUUAUCUUUCCAAGCGUGUCAACACGGUGAAGAAGAAGCGGUUCUGGAAGGGGGCUGGGGCACUCAUCCAAGACGCCAUCUCGGUUGGUCUGCACAGGGACACCAGCCAGGCAAACGACAGUAUUUCACCAUUCAACCAGGAAAUGAGAAAGCGGCUCUGGGCAACGAUGGAAAAUUUUGAUCUGCAAGCCUCGUUCGAUCACGGCUUGCCGUCCAUCCUAAGCGCCCUGCACUACGACGUCCGGCCGCCUGGCAACCUCGACGACGACGAGUUUGACGAGGAUACAGAGGAGCUGCCGGCGUCGAAGCCGCCCACCGAGUAUACCUAUUCAUCAUACCAGCGUCUCAGCCGCCAGAGUCUCCCGCUCCGCUCGGAGCUCAGUCGCGUUCUCACGGGGCCUCGGGAGGAACUAGACUACGACCAGGUCAUUCGAUACACGAACGAGAUCAAUCAAGAGAUUGAUUCCCUGCCGUCGUGGGAGAACAACGAGGGUGGAAACCCGGAAGUGCACAAGAAGCCGCUGCUUGCGUACACGCUUCUGCAUAUCCAGCUCCGGCAGUACAUCAUCCCUUUACACCAGCCGUUCCUGCGCCUUCGAAAGACGAAUUCCAAGUAUCAGUAUUCCGAGAUCAUCUACUACAAUGCUGCCCGAGACAUGGUGCUCUUGAACGACAAGCUCGUCCAGCAAGGCGUCCGGACGCUCAACUUCCUCCGCGAGGACAGCCUGACUCUUGCCAUAAAUCUCUGCAGCGUAACCAUGCUUCAGCCGCGGGGGUCCACGAACAUGAUCAUGAUCAACUCGCAGCACACGCUCCAGCUGCUCGGGAAAUGCCUGGCCAUGAAGGAGGACCGCAUCCUGAGAUGCGGCAACAACGAGCCGUGGGGCUACUCCAUCAUGUGUGCGGCCGUCGGCCUGCUCGAGGCCCACCUCGACACCAAGACAGCCGAGGCCGCCAAGGCCGGCGCCGCGGAGCGCUUCAUCAACCUCCACCUCAAGCUGCUCGCGGGGCAAGAUCCGCCGCAGUCGAGCCAGCAGGCCGAGCUUCCCGGCCCCGCGAACACGGCCCCAAUGCCGGCCGCCUGUGCCAUUAUUCCUCCCCCAGUACCGUCAGAUAUAUUCGUGCGAUCAAAGUCUGUGACGCCAUUCUUGUCUGCCUCACAGGGCUCAGCCGGGCAAGCACCCUCCGGUCCGGUGGAAAUCCCCGGGACCCCAUGGUGGCUGCCCAACACUGGCGACCCGACCAUCGCACCUAUGCAACCGGUCAAUCCCGAUUUCAGCUACGAGUCGCUGGGGCUGAACCUGAAUGAGCUCUGGGGUGAUCAGUGGGAUUGGGAUUAUCAAUGAGUGGGAUGGAUGGGUGCUACUGGUUCGGAGGUAAAAAUGGGACGGCGUGACUGGCGUUGCUUUGUGAGAAAACGAUCACCACUCAAAGAGUAUGGGUAGGCUGGGGCUCGAUACCCUUUGUGCAGGAAUGGUUCAUUGGUUACCUUAGGUAUUGAUCCCUUCUCACCCGAUAAUUCAAGUAAUAUCAAUUAGGACUGGUCCUAUCCUUCUGUGCCGCAGACCCCCCCCACCAAAAAAAAAAAAAACCAACAGGCAUAGGUACCCUUUCUGGCCCACCGGAACCUGUUUGUGUUGGGAGC
Phialemonium atrogriseum is the source of this 2969-nucleotide messenger RNA. Its product is annotated as multidrug resistance regulator 1. The transcript is spliced from 4 exons. Gene Ontology annotation, biological process: regulation of transcription by RNA polymerase II; DNA-templated transcription. Lineage: Eukaryota; Fungi; Ascomycota; Sordariomycetes; Cephalothecales; Cephalothecaceae. The record is from RefSeq and is a predicted model, not a curated record. Bases 235 to 2670 code for a protein of 811 amino acids. Gene Ontology annotation, cellular component: nucleus. Gene Ontology annotation, molecular function: DNA-binding transcription activator activity, RNA polymerase II-specific; zinc ion binding; RNA polymerase II cis-regulatory region sequence-specific DNA binding.